Molecule: messenger RNA, 3066 nt
Organism: Rhodotorula toruloides NP11
Lineage: Eukaryota; Fungi; Basidiomycota; Microbotryomycetes; Sporidiobolales; Sporidiobolaceae
Product: argonaute
Exons: 14
Coding region: 1-3066 (1021 amino acids)
Molecular function (GO): RNA binding; protein binding
Source: RefSeq, a predicted model, not a curated record
AUGUGGCUGCCUCGCCAACUUGCUCGACCGCCUCUUUCCCUCGUCCUCUACCCGCUCACUCCGCUCGUCCGGGUCCAGAGUGCGCUCAAAGACUUUCAGACGUCCUCUUUAACGCCAGCUACACCCACAACCGAGCCCUUUGCUUCUCCCGCGCCGCUUCCCCACCUUCAAUCUUCAUCAGUCGACUCGUCGUUCAAGACCGCCCCUCGCCUUCGCAACACGAUGGAGGCGCUCACGGCCGAGUUCAAGUCGCUUGCGGUGACUUCGCUGGGCGAUCCGGGCCAGACUGGAGUCGUUCUCGCGCAGCGCCCGGACAAGGGUGGCACGCUUGGCAGGCCCAUUCCUCUCGUCGCCAACCUCUACCGCCUCAAGUUCAAGAAGCCCCCUUCGAUCUCCCACUACGACGUUACUGUCACCGAGGUCCGCCCUGAGGAUGCGCCGCCUCGUCGCUCCGGCAACGGUCCUCCUCCUGCUAUCAACCGCGAGACGAGUAUCGCCAUCUGGGACGCCCUCGUUGCCUUGAACCCCGACAAUCUCGGCGAGCCGUUGCGCCAGGCUGCGUUCGACUGUCGCAAGAACGCCUUCACCCUCGGUCGUCUCAACAUCCCCGACGGCACCAAGACGUACCGCGUCGAACUCCCAGCCGAGUCGGCGACGCGUGCGCCGCGCCAGUUCGACGUCAAGCUCUCGCUCGCUCAGUUCCUCGACCUCUCGAUCCUCGACGCAUUCUGCCAGCACAAGCGUGCGGCUAACCUUUCGGACCUCGCUGCCACCGCCAUCAUGGCCCUCGACGACUACGUCGUCGGCGGCGCUGGUCGCAAGUUCCUCAACAUGCGCGCUUCGACCCCGCUCGGCCAAGGUGGAGAGCUCCUCGCCGGUCUCUUCCAGUCGGUCCGCCCGACCGUGUCGGGCAUGGUCGUCAACCUCGACUCGGCGUACUCACCCUACAUCGUCACCGGCGAUCUCCUCUCCGUCUGCAACGCCAUCGUCGGACGCCAGCAGACGCAGGGCGGAGCGCCUCAGAGGGGCGGACGAGGCGGACGCGGUGGCCCGAGGGGUCGUGGAGGCUACCCUGCCGCUGGUCGCGCGAUGCCUGCCAAUUUCUCCGACCAGGAGAUCCGCGAGCUUAAGCGUAAGCUUGGCAACUCGAAGGUCCGAGUCACGCACCGCAAGGACACUCGCCCGUUCACCAUCGUCGGUUUCGGCCAGCCCGUCGGACGCCAGGUCGUCAGCAUCGGCGAUCGCAGCAAGAAGGGCAAGGGCGCCGCCAAGCCGACCGCGAAGGAGGCUGCCGCCGCUGCCGCCAAGGGCCAGGCCCUCCCCGAGCGCGAGAAGACGCAGCAGCAGACGAUGACGGUCGCCGACUACUUCGCUAAGACGUACAACAUGACCAAUAUCAACCUCGCGCUUCCCGCCGUCGAGCUCCGCGGCGGUCAGUUCGUCCCGAUGGAAGUCCUCGAGCUCCUCCACGGCCGCAUCAUCCCCCCGACGCAGCUCACGGCGCAGCAAGCUUCCGCGAUGAUCAACACCGCGGCGAAGCCUCCCGCCGAGCGUCGCGCAAACAUCGACCAGAUCCGCCAGCAGGCCGAGUUCGGACCGGGCUCGCGCCCGAACGCCUGGGGACUCGACGUCUCGGUCGACAUGAUGAGGCUGCAGGGUCGCCUCCUCCCGCCGCCCAAGGUCCAGUACCACGCGACUUCGCGCAAGGCCAUGCCGAAUGUCGCGUUCGGAUCGUGGAACCUCGUCGAGAGCAGGUUCCUCGUUCCCGCUCCGCCGCUCGUGCACUGGUCCGUCGCCGUCUUCGCGCCGGAGCGAGACGCCCCCCGCCCAGCCCUCCAGAACUUUUUCGGCAUGCUCAUCCAGCAAGCGGCGUCUCGCAGCUGCCAGAUCAGGAUCCCUGCGGAUCAGCAGUUGAAGGUGACCUACUGGGACGGUCGCGAGGACCGCCUCAGUACGCUCAAGCGCGCUGCCAACCUCGUCAUGCAGAACAACCCGCAGAACAAGGCCGGCCAGCCUCCCCAGCUCAUCUUCUGCAUCCUCCAGGAUCCGAAGGCGUACGACGACAUCAAGCGCGAGAGCGCUCUCGAGCUUCCUGUCGCUGUCACGACGCAGUGCUGCCUGCUCAAGAACAUCUUCAAGCCCCGCGGCGUCGACCAGUACUGCGGCAACUUGAUGCUCAAGAUCAACGCAAAGCUCGGCGGCAUCAACUCGACCGUCGACCAGAGGGAUUUGCCCGGCCUCGUUCCCGGCAAAACCCUCCUCCUCGGUGCCGACGUGACCCACCCGACGGGCGCCGGAACGGGUCGUGCAGGCGCUGAGGUCCCGCCUUCGAUUGCCGCCCUGGUCGCCGCGGUCGACUCGAGCAACAUGAAGUACGCUGCGCAAGUCCGCGAACAGGAGGGACGCAAAGAGUUCAUUACCGAGCUUUCCUCGAUGAGCGAGACCCUCAUCCGCACCUUCAUGAAGAACACGAAGGGCAGGCCGGACUCGAUCAUCAUGUUCCGGGACGGCAUCUCGGAGGGCCAGCUCGCGCCUUGCGUCCACGCCGAGGUCUCGCAGAUCAAGGCCGCCUGCCGCAAGAUCGACACCAACUGGAACCCCAAGCUCACGUACAUCGUCUGCGCCAAGCGCCACCACAUUAGGCUCUGGGCGCAGAACGAGAGGGACUGCGACCGUACGGGCAAUCUGCCUCCCGGCGUCGUCGUCGACUCGGAGAUCGUUCACCCGUACAUCUUCGAGUUCUACCUCCAAGCCCACGCGGGAUUGAAGGGCACGGCCAAGCCGACGCGCUACAUCUGCCUCCUCGACGAGAACAACUUUUCGAGCGACAAGAUUCAGAAGCUCGUCAACUCGCUCUGCUACUCGUUCGCGAGGGCAACUCGCUCGGUCUCGCUUGUGCCGGUCGCCUACUACGCCGACAUCGUCGCCGGCAAGGCCCGCUCGUUCGUUGACACGGACGACGCUUCAACCCAGCGUCUCGCGCAGGAGGCCAAGAAGCGCGACUCGCGCUACAUUCAGGACAUGCUCGACCGCAGCACGUUCGGCCAGUCGAUGUGGUUCAUGUGA